CAGCUCUGUUUAACUAGUCUGUGGGGUACAGUCUCUGAAUAAGGAAGAGGGUACAGUGAACGAAACCUAGUCAAGUUUUUACAUUUCAGGCGGCAUUUAUCUCUUAACAUUAUAACUGUAUUCUAUACUUAUCUAUUGUUGUUUUGUCUCAGUGUUGCGCAAUUACCUAUUCGUUGGUAAGGCAAUGUGAGUUAUGCGUUUUCCAUUCAGGCCUUACGUAGUGUGCAGACUUUUGCAGUCAAAGAAUAAUAUCCAGUUUAGGCACCCAUUCACAACAGUUUUCUUGGAUCCAUGCCAAAAAAUAGACGAACAUUUAAGCAAUACAUUUAUUCAUACAGCGCUGGUCUGGAGAGCGAUGGAGGACAAAGAGUCACUGAAGAAGCGUUUGACACCUAUCCAGUAUCAUGUUACUCAAGAAGCUGGGACAGAGAGGCCCUUUACAGGGUGCUACAACAAAUUUUAUGAUGAGGGUGUCUAUGUUUGCAUAGUUUGCAAACAAGAGCUGUUUAGCUCCAAUACUAAAUUUGAUGCUGGUUGUGGCUGGCCUGCAUUCAAUGAUGUUCUUGCCAAGGAAAAGGUUACCCUACACCAAGACACAAGUGCAGUUGGAGCAAAUAUAUUACUGGUUUUAACACGGCCAGGUUUGGUGCGAACUGAGGUGCGAUGCUCCAAGUGCUCCGCCCAUCUGGGACAUGUGUUUGACGAUGGGCCUGCACCCACCAAGAAACGUUUUUGUAUUAAUUCGGCAUCAAUGGACUUCAUACCGGCUGAAGAACGUAAAGACUAAACAUGUGGAUUGUUUACUCGAAAUAUAGUUAUAAAGAGCAAUUAUUUAUAUAUUGAUAUAUAUAUAGUAUCUUAAAGUACCUACUACAAAGUGCGCUUUUAAACCUAUAAAUUAAUGGUUACGGGUGACUGCAAAAUAAGAAAAGUUUUAUAUUUUCAUAACUAAUUUAUUAGUUGCUAUGUUUAUGCUAUUUUAACAGUAAAUUACAAGUUAUUGUAAUUAAGUAUUAAGUGCUAUCCAAUUUCAGUGUUCGCCUGUUUUUUUGGUUGUAAAUUGUUUUAGUUCUUUGACUGUAAAUAUUUUUUUUGUCAUUAUAUCAGAAGUUAAUGUGAAUGAACCAUGUUAAAUCUGAUACGAGCAUAAUAUUAUUUAUAAAAAAGUUAAUAUAUUUUUCGAAUGGUUGAAUACAAAAACCUUUGCAUUGUAAUAAUUUAUAUGUUCGAGUAGUAUACCUAUAUGUUAACGUACUAUGUAGCACCGGCACUAGGUCUUGAAAAAGGUAGACCGAGAUUGUUUCAAAGUACGACAUUUCACGUAAAUUUUAUUUUUGGCAUUUAACUUCCGCCUCCUUUCGCCAUGUACGAUGUAGCUCAGUGUGACCGCUCUUUUCGUUCUAGCACAGGACAGGCGCCGGUACUAUGUACUGAGGCCGCAGUAUGAACUUGCAACGCCAGGCAAAACCAGCGGUUGAAGCGGGACGCCACUCUACUGUGCAUAUAUGAUAAUGUCUCGCUCUAACAACAGAACUUGACUGGCGAUAUGAGUUCAUAAAACCGCCUCUGUACUGAAUGCAUCACGUGUUAUUGUUAAACAUGCUGGAUUGUAACUAUUAGAAAGUUAGACAUUUAGACGUGCUGUGUUAAAAUUAUGUUUGAUUGUAUUCAACUCAUGCCUUAACUUUUGUGUUAAUAAGGGUUAUCUACUAAGCGUAGAGCCGCUACAACAAUAUUUGGAUCGCUUUAAGAAUUCAAUAGCACGGCCCCUGUUACUUAGUACAUUAAGAAGCGAAAUCGUUACCAUUAGAAUUUUAUUUUGCUUUUAAAUGCAAUCCUCUGUUUUGGAGUGGAUGUAAAUUAAUAUAAGCAAUAAAUAUAUUUAUUUA
Molecule: messenger RNA, 1889 nt
Organism: Chilo suppressalis (striped riceborer)
Lineage: Eukaryota; Metazoa; Arthropoda; Insecta; Lepidoptera; Crambidae
Source: the annotation of a GenBank genome assembly